This is a messenger RNA of Archocentrus centrarchus (flier cichlid), 4874 nucleotides long. RefSeq names its product colony stimulating factor 1 receptor, a (gene csf1ra). Gene Ontology annotation, biological process: cytokine-mediated signaling pathway; protein phosphorylation; multicellular organism development. The coding region runs from base 213 to 3152 and encodes 979 amino acids. Lineage: Eukaryota; Metazoa; Chordata; Actinopteri; Cichliformes; Cichlidae. Gene Ontology annotation, cellular component: plasma membrane; signaling receptor complex; CSF1-CSF1R complex. The record is from RefSeq and is a predicted model, not a curated record. Gene Ontology annotation, molecular function: growth factor binding; ATP binding; cytokine binding. The transcript has 22 exons.
ACCCUCUACCACUUGCUCCCCAGAUGACUUUCUGUUUGCUGUGUGACUUCUGUGGCAAAGAGCCCGUAAACAAGCCGAAAGAAGAAGGAGUGCAGAGACACUGAAAGGGAACGAGGAACUGAGCUGUGUCAGCUCUGGAUGCUGGAAACUUCUAACUCAGGGAAGUUAUUGGAUCCAAGCUGAAGACAUCUGCAGGUCUGAGUUGAUCCAGGAUGCAGUCCUCUUUUAUGCUGUGGCUGGGGCUUGUGGUCUUUACUGCUUCAGCUGAGUUGAGGCAUCCAGUGAUCAAGUUAAACUCCAAGGUGGUCAAGACAUCUGAAGUGGUGGUUAAAGCAGGAAGCCCUCUGGAUUUGAGGUGUGAGGGUGAUGCUCCUGUAAACUGGCAAACCAGACUACCCAAACACAAACGCUACAUAUCCAAGUUUGAUGGGACUAUACGCACCUUCAAGGUGGAACGUUCCACUGCAGAAUUCACUGGAACAUACAAGUGUUAUUACAUCAACGAUUCGCGUAGUGAACUGACCAACUCGUUGCAUGUGUAUGUAAAAGAUCCAAGUCGUGUUUUCUGGACCAGCAGCACAGCCCUGCAGGUGGUGGUGAAGGAGGGUGAGAGCUACCUGCUGCCCUGCCUACUGACUGACCCGCAAGCUACAGAUAUAAGCCUUCGCAUGAGCAAUGGCACCACUGUGCCACCUGCAAUGAACUUCACUGUCUACAGACACCGUGGCAUUCUCAUCCACAGCCUCCACCCCAGCUUUACUGCUGACUACGUCUGCACAGCGAAGGUCAACGGAGUGGUGAAGACCUCUAAGGUCUUUCUCCUCAAUGUCAUUCAGAAGCUUCGCUUCCCUCCGUAUGUCUUCUUGGAGACAGAGGAAUAUGUACGCAUUGUUGGAGAAGAAGUCAAGAUUCCUUGCACAACACACAAUCCCAACUUCUUUUACAAUGUCACCUGGAAAUAUACAACCAAAUCAAUCCCAGAGGUAGAUGAGAGUGUUCACUCCAAUGGAGAAAAUCGCCUGGACAUAAAGAGCACGCUGACCAUCCGUGCUGUGGACCUCGCAGACACAGGAAACAUCUCCUGCAUCGGUUCUAAUGAAGCAGGGGUGAACAUUUCAACCACAUACCUGUUGGUUGUGGACAAGCCUUACAUCAGACUAUCGCCCCAGCUGUCACCUGAACUGGCCCACAAGGGUCUUUCAGUCGAGGUGAACGAGGGAGACGAUCUGGAGCUCAGCGUGCUCAUCGAAGCGUACCCCUGCAUCACAAAGCACCGAUGGCAGACGCCGACUUCUCCCACCACAUCCACACAGGAGCGCAAGUUCAUCCGAUACAACAACAGAUACCACGCUAUCCUGCAGCUGAAGAGAAUGAACAUACAGGAGCAGGGCCAGUACACCUUUUACGCUCAGAGUGAAUUGACCAAUGCAUCCAUUACAUUUCAAGUCCAAAUGUAUCAGAGACCUGUUGCUGUUGUGAAAUGGGAAAACGUAACCACGCUUACUUGCACUUCAUACGGCUAUCCAGCUCCCAGAAUCAUCUGGUAUCAGUGUUUUGGAAUACGACCCUCGUGCAAAGAAAACACCACGGGGCUGCAGAUGGCAGUCCCUCUCCAAGCUGCUACAGUGGAGAUCCAGAGGGAGGAGUACGGGGCCGUGGAAGUGGAGAGCGUCCUCACUGUGGGGCUUUCCAACAGGAGGAUGACAGUCGAGUGUGUCGCCUUUAACCUAGCUGGCGUCAGCAGUGACACUUUUGCCAUGGAUGUUAAUGACUGGCCUUUUACCCCCAUCCUGAUUGGAGCAGCAGCCGUUUUGACCAUCCUGCUUGUGCUGCUCAUUUUUCUGUUUUACAAAUACAAGCAGAAGCCCAGGUAUGAGAUCCGCUGGAAGAUCAUUGAGGCAAGAGAUGGCAACAAUUACACCUUCAUUGACCCCACACAGCUGCCCUACAAUGAAAAGUGGGAGUUCCCUAGAGACAAGCUCAAACUAGGGAAGAUCCUGGGUGCAGGCGCAUUUGGAAAAGUUGUUGAGGCGACAGCUUAUGGCCUGGGAAAGGAAGACAAUGUGCUGCGUGUAGCUGUGAAAAUGUUAAAAGCCAGUGCGCAUUCAGAUGAGAGGGAGGCUCUAAUGUCUGAGCUGAAGAUCCUGAGCCACCUGGGACACCACAAGAACAUUGUUAAUCUGCUUGGAGCCUGCACCUAUGGAGGUCCAGUGCUUGUGAUCACUGAGUUCUGCAGCCUCGGCGACCUCCUGAACUUGCUGCGCCAGAAGGCAGAGACGUUUGUGCACUUUGUCAUGAAUAUUCCCGACAUUGUGGAAAAUUCUACUGACUACAAGAAUAUCAGCAAUCAGAAGCAGUUCAUUCGAAGCGAUAGCGGGAUCUCAAGUGAAACCUCGAGCACCUACUUGGAGAUGAGACCCACCCUCUUACCGGAGUUGCCAAAUAUGGAAUCAUCUGAUGACCCUGUGUGUGAGGAGACUGGUGACUGGCCGCUGGAUAUUGAUGACUUGCUGAGAUUUUCCUUCCAAGUAGCUCAGGGCCUUGACUUUUUGGCAGGCAAAAAUUGUAUUCACAGAGAUGUGGCUGCGAGGAAUGUGCUCUUAACCAGUCGCAGAGAGGCGAAGAUUUGUGAUUUUGGACUGGCACGGGACAUCAUGAAUGACUCCAACUAUGUGGUGAAGGGCAAUGCACGUCUGCCAGUGAAGUGGAUGGCUCCUGAGAGCAUCUUUGAGUGUGUGUACACUGUCCAGAGUGACGUCUGGUCUUAUGGCAUCCUCUUGUGGGAGAUCUUCUCUUUAGGUAAAAGCCCCUACCCCAGCAUGGCUGUGGACUCCAGGUUCUACAAGAUGGUGAAACGUGGCUACCAAAUGUGCCAACCAGACUUUGCUCCACCUGAGAUCUACACCAUCAUGAAAAUGUGCUGGAAUCUGGAGCCUACACAGCGUCCAACAUUUAGCAAAAUCUGCCAGAUGAUUGAAAGGCUACUUGGGAACCAAACUGAGCAGAAACAGUUAAUGUACCAGAAUGUGCAGCAGCAGGUCACAGAGGGUGAAGGGUGUGACGAGUGCUACGAUGGCCCCUGUGACCAGUCUUGUGACCACGAAGAAGCAGCACAGCCUCUGAUGAAGACCAACAACUACCAGUUUUGUUGAAAAAGCUUUAAAGUCAAAUCAAUCCGUAAAUCAAUCACGUUUUAACAACCAUCAGAAAACUGUGAGGAUUUCUACUUUGUGGCCAAAGAGCCGCAGCUCGUUCCCACCGCCAGAGAGUCGCCUUAUCAGCUAUUUUUCGCCCGAUGUUCCUGCUCUCCAGACAGACAAGCGGCUGCAGCAAGCAUGUGACUUGCUCCUUUGCAUGCAAUGAAACAUGAAAGGAAGAAACAUGUCAACAAACCACACAAGCAUUCAAAGCAGUAGUUUAUUCUCAAUAUUACUCAGUGGCAGACUGUUUAUUAGCCCUUCCUCUGUUCUCUGUUUCAGUUAAAAAUGAUACAGCUUCUCCAAAGAAGAGCAUUUUUUUUUUCUUGUGAGCAUGUUCUUAAUGAUCUACUGCACAUUAUGUUCACUAUGCUUUGUAUUACUGCCACAGGAGAGUCAGAAUUAAGUGUGUUGUCAUCAGGUUGGCUUCCUUUUCAAGAGAAUAAGUGUGCCGUUUUCCUUUCUGGAUUUUGGUCAUGGUUGUAUUUCUUGUGACACACUUAAGAGCAGCUGUUAGUGGGUUGCAGCAUAUGAUUGUUCCACUUCAAUCUAAUUAGUCAGUGUGAAAUAAGAACAGAGAGUACAACUGAACCAGUUGUGGAAGUGGGCAGAUGUGUUACGGAGCAGAAGAACAAUGUUUCAUAUUUGGGGGUUAGUGGAGUUAGCGAGGUGCAACUGAAUCUUGUGCUUUCCUGCGGAGUUAGACGAGUGUUGAUAAGUGAGCUUCAUGCACAUCUGUAUGUAGCAGUCAGCCUACACUGCCAACUGUGUGAAGAUUUCAUGAUUUUAACAUAUAAGCUAUAUGAGAGGUUUCUAAAUGUGCUUUCACCUGAAUGAAACAGAAGUGAGAUGCUGAAUAAUGUAUAUAACACAUGAAUCAAGAAUUAUCUUUAUUUUCACUGUAGAGUAGCUACAUGGACAUUUCAUAUAUCAUAUGUGUGUGCAAAUGAGACAAUCAAUUUUUAAAAAAGCUGCAAAUUAAUUCACUGUAAAACUGCAGAGGCGUUGAUAAAAGCUUUCUCACUGAAACUCCAGGUGCGAAUGUAACGUUUAUAUGCUAUACAACUGGAAUCUUAUAUGUUGCGCACUUAUUUUUUUUCUUUGUGAUAUCUUAUUGUGCUCAUAGAAACUGUGCUGCCUUUAUGCUCGUCUCUCCUCUCUUCCUGUUUUUAUUGGAUAGCAUCCAGUCCACAUUUCCCACAGUGUCUGUCAACAAUUGCACAACUCUAAAAUCUUUAUAGGGAAGUAUUAAUCCUGCUGCAGUUUCUAUAUAAGUCUCGAUUCUUUUCCUUCCCUGUGUGGGUUCAGCUAAAAACGUAUUUCUUUCUCUAAAGUUUCCUGUCAGGUUCAGACAAUUUUCAGAAAGUCUUUGUUUUUGUUUGUGUGUUUUUUGUUUUUACCCGGUGCUUAAAUUCUGUCAUAAAGCUGAGAUGUAACUGAUUUUGAGCAUAAUCAUCAUCAUCACUCUCUCUUCUAAAGACUUGUUCUACUCUUUUUGUCAGCUGCUCUGUGUAAAACUUCAAAAUGAAUCUAUUCUUAUAUACAUGAUGUGCCUUCUUAUUGUAGCUUGAAAUGUAUGACAAACUGUAGAGUGUCUGUUGUGCCACUGUUUUGGUCGUGUCCCCUUGAUAAUGAUCCUCUUUAUUUUAAGUAAAUAUAAAUAUGUUUCAUUGAAAA